Lotus japonicus is the source of this 922-nucleotide messenger RNA. RefSeq lists its product as uncharacterized. The transcript has 6 exons. Bases 164 to 700 code for a protein of 178 amino acids. Gene Ontology annotation, cellular component: membrane. NCBI's taxonomy places the organism in Eukaryota, Viridiplantae, Streptophyta, Magnoliopsida, Fabales, Fabaceae. The record is from RefSeq and is a predicted model, not a curated record. Gene Ontology annotation, biological process: vesicle-mediated transport.
GUUUUAGUGAAGUGAAGUCGUUGUUGUUGUUGUAUCUCUAUCAAAAUCAAAAUCAAAAUCCCUAUCGUAAAUUUUCUGAAAAUCGAAGCAAGUUUAGUACUAGUUUAACCACAGAUCCAGCGUUUUCUGUUUUCCCAUUUUCCCGAGAAAGUGUGGGAAAGCAAUGGAAAAGAUGAGCAAAGCCUUUGAGAAAGUGAAGAUCAUGGUGGGAAUGGAAGUCGAAGACGAAGAGCAACAAGCUGCGGCAUUGGACAACGACAACUCCUUCGCCUUCAUGGAUGAAUUCAACCGCAACUGCACCUUGUCCACCAAACAGAGACUGUAUGGUUUUGCCAUAUGCUUUGCUGCUGGGUUAACCUGUACACUGUUGUCUAUGCUUGUUUUCCUCAAACCCAUCAAGUUUGCAAUAGCAUUUACUCUUGGCAAUUUGCUUUCACUUGGAAGCACAGCAUUCCUCAUAGGUCCUAAAAAGCAAAUAUCGAUGAUGCUUGAUCCUGUUCGGAUCUAUGCAACAGCCAUAUACAUUGCAAGUAUGAUAAUUGCCUUGUUUUGUGCUCUUUAUGUUCAUAACAAGCUACUGACGCUUCUUGCAAUUAUCUUGGAGUUUGGCGCACUAGUUUGGUAUAGCUUGAGCUACAUCCCUUUUGCGAGGUCCAUGGUUUCAAAGAUCAUGGUUUCAUGCUUUGACACAGAAUUUUAGGUUAUAUGCUGAACGACUAAAACAUUCUCUGUUGAACUGCAUUGAUCUCUUCAAUAUCCUAUCAAGCCAGCAGAAAGGUUGAGUCUGAAAUACAUGAUUCUCCGUUGUGCGCUUUUUUCUAUUGGAGUCUUGUGUAGGUUCCAUUUGAUUGUUAGAUGUAAAAUCUUGUGCAUUUGUAUUUUGUUAUCUACAGGCUAAUGUAAAGGUUUUUGUUUCUCCCAA